Molecule: messenger RNA, 1641 nt
Organism: Microthlaspi erraticum
Lineage: Eukaryota; Viridiplantae; Streptophyta; Magnoliopsida; Brassicales; Brassicaceae
Source: the annotation of a GenBank genome assembly
AUGGGUAACUGUAACGCCUGUGUGAGGCCUAAAUCGGAAGACUCGAAACCGACCCAGAAGCCAAAAAAGAACAAUCGCGACCGGAAAUUGAACCCAUUCGCCGGAGAUUUCGUCAGAUCCUCCCCCGCGCGGGUACGCGUUCUCAAGGAUGUAAUCCCUACGAGCCAUCAGACUCGGAUCAGCGACAAAUACAUCCUAGGGCGAGAAUUGGGACGCGGCGAAUUCGGAAUCACUUACCUCUGCACUGACCGGGAAACCCAGGAAGCCCUAGCCUGCAAAUCGAUUUCGAAGCGGAAGCUCCGGACAGCCGUCGAUGUCGAGGACGUCCGUCGCGAGGUCGCGAUCAUGUCCACUUUACCUGAGCACCCGAACGUAGUGAAGCUCAAGGCGAGUUACGAGGACAACGAGAACGUGCAUCUGGUGAUGGAGCUCUGCGAAGGCGGCGAGCUUUUCGAUCGGAUCGUCGCGAGAGGGCAUUACACCGAGCGUGCCGCCGCAGCCGUCGCGAGAACAAUCGCCGAGGUCGUGAUGAUGUGUCACACCAAUGGAGUCAUGCAUCGAGAUUUGAAACCUGAGAAUUUCUUGUUCGCCAACAAAAAGGAGAAUUCUGCUCUAAAGGCCAUUGAUUUCGGCUUGUCUGUGUUCUUCAAACCUGGAGAUAAGUUUACAGAGAUUGUAGGAAGUCCAUACUAUAUGGCUCCUGAGGUGUUGAAGAGAGAUUAUGGACCAGAGGUUGAUGUGUGGAGCGCUGGAGUUAUCAUCUACAUCUUGCUCUGUGGUGUUCCUCCGUUUUGGGCUGAGACUGAGCAAGGAGUUGCUCUUGCAAUCUUGAGGGGAUAUAUUGAUUUUAAGAGAGACCCUUGGCCUCAGAUUUCAGAGAGCGCCAAGAGUCUUGUGAAGCAGAUGUUGGAUCCUGACCCGGCUAAGAGAUUAACUGCUCAGCAAGUGCUAGCUCACCCAUGGGUACAGAAUGCAAAGAAAGCUCCAAAUGUUCCUUUAGGGGAUAUAGUCAGAUCGAGGUUGAAGCAGUUCUCUAUGAUGAAUAGAUUCAAAAAGAAGGUUCUUCGUGUAAUCGCGGAGCACUUGUCUAUUCAAGAGGUUGAAGUGAUCAAGGACAUGUUCACACUGAUGGAUGAUGACAACGAUGGUAAAAUAACUUACCUGGAGCUCAAAGCAGGACUUCAGAAGGUUGGCUCACAACUUGGCGAACCAGAAAUCAAAAUGUUGAUGGAAGUGGCGGAUGUUGAUGGGAAUGGGUUUCUGGAUUAUGGAGAGUUUGUAGCUGUGAUAAUUCACUUGCAGAAGAUAGAGAACGAUGAACUUUUCAAACUAGCUUUUAUGUUCUUUGACAAAGAUGGAAGUACAUUCAUCGAGCUUGAUGAGCUACGGGAAGCUUUAGCUGACGAGUUAGGCGAGCCAGAUGUCAGUGUUCUAAACGACAUCAUGCGUGAAGUUGACUCAGACAAGGACGGGCGUAUAAACUAUGAUGAGUUUGUGACGAUGAUGAAAGCUGGAACCGAUUGGAGAAAGGCGUCGAGGCAAUAUUCAAGAGAGAGGUUCAAAAGCUUAAGCAUUAACUUGAUGAAAGAUGGGUCAUUGCAUUUACAUGACGCUCUCACUGGACAAUCUGUUCCUGUUUGA